Messenger RNA from Photinus pyralis (common eastern firefly), 1484 nucleotides. RefSeq names its product neuferricin. Gene Ontology annotation, cellular component: membrane; endomembrane system. Lineage: Eukaryota; Metazoa; Arthropoda; Insecta; Coleoptera; Lampyridae. The transcript is spliced from 3 exons. The coding region runs from base 495 to 1310 and encodes 271 amino acids. The record is from RefSeq and is a predicted model, not a curated record.
GUUCUGGGCCCUCAACAGGCUUGCAGAGUGACCAGCAUAAAGCUUUUUUUAGAGGUGCCUGAGUGUUCUAGACUCCUUCCAACAUCCAAAUGCAAGCUAUGUUUAAAGAUGAUCCUCGGGCACCCCCUUUAAUUAUUAGGCCAUUGGGGGAAACAGUGUGGUAGAUUAGAAAAAAUGUUUAUAAUUAAACUUUAGUGCUUGUAAUUCGUAUUCGUAAUUAAAUUAUAAAUCUAAUGCACUUUACUGUAAAAAAUAAUUCUAUUUAUAGACAACGUAUCUACUUACUAAUUAUAUCACUUUUGGCAAGGAUUGCACGGUUAAAAAUGAAACUGUUCAGCACGUUGAAUUUCUAUCUAACAUCCAAAUCAUCCCAUAAUAAUUUGCUAAUUAAUCAACCCCAAUAACGGGGCAGUGUACUAUUCCCAUGUGGAUUUAGUUAUACGCACCCUGAUCGUGUGACGUCAUACGGUCACUCUCAUCCAUAACCUCAAAAAAUGACUACAGUUAAACUUGCCCUUUCCUUUACAGUUUUAGUGCUAGGUUUAAUAUUAAGCAUCUACAAUCACCAGUUCGUAAUUUUUUUAAAUAGCAUACUUAACAAAUCGAGCAAAACCGAAGACUUAUUGACACCGGAAGAAUUGAAGGAAUUCAACGGUGAAGCUAAUCCCAGGUUGUAUCUUGCAGUCUUAGGUAGUGUUUACGAUGUAUCAAAAGGACGCAAGCAUUACGGGCCUGGAGAAACGUACAACGUAUUCGUCGGUCGUGAUGCGUCACGGUCCUUUGUCACCGGAAAAUUUAAAGACGCGGAAGCUUCCGAUGAUGUUAUUGGGUUGACAAACAAAGAGCUGCUGUCCUUAGACAAUUGGGUGAAGUUUUACGAAAAGCAGUAUACAAAAGUGGGCAAAGUGAUUGGAAGAUAUUACGAUACCAACGGCCAAGAGACACAGUAUCAUAAACAGGUGAACGAUCUAAUAAGGAAUGCUCUGAGUGAUGAAGAGCAACUAAAGUUGGUUGCAAUCGAAUUUCCGCCUUGCAACAUCGAGUGGAAUGCAGACACUGGCACGAGAGUGUGGUGUACCGAAAGAAGGUGUGGUUGUGUUUCCCAAAGUCAUGCAUUGAUAUCUUUGCUUCGCAGUGGUGGCUUAGAGAGAAGUUGGAUUGGAUUUCCCAGAAAGUUAUACGAACCUGGCUCGGAUUCGUUUAGAUGCGCGUGCAUUAAGGAGGAGGAUUUAGUUCUACCUAAUAUUCAAGAGUACCAGGAUUGCAAUUCUAACUACGUUAGUUGCAAUGUGAAUACUGCUAAUGUUUGAUACCAAUGUAUUAUUGUUAAUGCUUAUUAUUUAUUAUUGUAAUUUUAAUUUUCUAUGAGUAUUUUACAUUUUUAUUUGUUAGAGGAUUAGGCAAAUAUCCACCAUUACAUAUAUUAAGUCUUGGGGUGUAUCGGGGCAAACAAAUUGUGUAAUGAUUACAGUGCGUUAAUUUUC